AUGACAGCCAAAGCGCGUCGCGUAGCCGUAAUCGGCGCCGGGCCCGCGGGCGCCAUAGCCACCGACGCACUAGCCAAGGAGCAAGCAUUCGACACGAUCCGGGUGUUCGACCGGCGGCCCGGGAUCGGCGGGACCUGGAUCUACACUCCGCACCUGCCUCCCGCGAUCCCGUCUCUGCCGGACCUGGUAUCCGGAAAGGCGGACGUCGCGAUCGAGCCGCCCGCGAUACUGCCCGCGACCACGCCCGUGUCCGAGGAGGUCAACGGGCACCAGCGCCGGUUCGCGGACACGGCGCUGCACGAGAACUUGCACAGCAACAUCAUACCCUCUAUCAUGAGCUACACGCAGGAGCCCUUCCCUGAUAAGCUGUCCCCGCGCACGCUGGCGGAGCACGGGCCCGACGCGCCGUUCCGGCAUCAUGCCGUCAUCCGCGAGUGGAUCGAGGGUAUCUUUUCGCGUGGCGGGUACGAGAAGCUGGUCGAGCUGAACACGACGGUGGAGCGGGCUGAGAAGGUUAAUGGGGAGUGGGUGCUGACGCUGAGGAAAGAGGCGCUGGGGAGGAAUUAUUGGUGGAGGGAGACGUUCGAUGCUGUAGUUGUGGCUACGGGUCACUACAAUGUACCCUGGUUUCCGAGUAUACCGGGUCUCCUGGAAUACGAUAAGCGAUUCCCCGGGAGGAUACAGCAUAGCAAACACUUCCGCAACUCAUCGAAAUUUAAGGGAAAGCGGGUGGUCGUGGUAGGGGGCUCCAUAUCUGCGCAUGAGGUCAUCCACGAAAUUCUAGACAUCGCCCAGACCCCCAUCUACGCAUCCGUGAGAGGGGAGCCCAUCCCAGCUUUCGGAUGGGAGCCAUUCUUGCAUCCAGAUAUAAUCGUCAAAAAAGAAAUAAAGCGCCUAGACCCAGAGACUGGACGUAUCGAUUUUGUUGACGGCUCAACCCUCGACGAUGUGGAUUACAUCGUCUUCGGAACUGGUUACACCUUUAGCGUCCCGUAUAUCCCACACGUCCAAGAGCGGAUCAGGAAUGCCUACCGUCGUCUCCCCGGCGUGUAUCAACACACAUGGGAUAUAGAAGAUCCGACGUUAACUUUUGUCGGAAUGCUCGGCGGCGGCUUCACCUUCCGUGUAUACGAAUGGCAAGCCGUCGCAGUCGCGCGGCACCUCGCCGGACGCGCGAACCCGCUUCCCCCUAUCCCCGAGCAACUAGAGUGGGAGCGGAAGCGCGUGGCCGAGCGAGGUGGUGGCAAGGACUACUACUCGAUUGCGCCCGACUAUGGGGUUUACUUCGAAUUUUUGAGGGGCAUCGCCGGGGAGCCGGCACCGGGUACCACAGGGCGCGUGCUGCCUGCUUUCGACGAAAAGUGGUUGGAAGUCUGGACGGGUAUGGUUACCCACAAGAUCGAGGGCUUCAAGCGUAAGAGGAGGAGGGCAGAGGAGAGCAGGGGCCGGGUGAGGGCGAAGUUGUGA
This is a messenger RNA of Annulohypoxylon truncatum, 1467 nucleotides long. RefSeq names its product FAD/NAD(P)-binding domain-containing protein. The record is from RefSeq and is a predicted model, not a curated record. Gene Ontology annotation, molecular function: N,N-dimethylaniline monooxygenase activity; NADP binding; flavin adenine dinucleotide binding. Lineage: Eukaryota; Fungi; Ascomycota; Sordariomycetes; Xylariales; Hypoxylaceae. Bases 1 to 1467 code for a protein of 488 amino acids. The transcript has 3 exons.